Molecule: messenger RNA, 291 nt
Organism: Antrostomus carolinensis (chuck-will's-widow)
Lineage: Eukaryota; Metazoa; Chordata; Aves; Caprimulgiformes; Caprimulgidae
Product: pancreatic secretory trypsin inhibitor
Exons: 4
Coding region: 1-291 (96 amino acids)
Molecular function (GO): protein binding
Source: RefSeq, a predicted model, not a curated record
AUGAAGGCAACAGGUGUAUUCCUGCUCCUCUCCCUGGCACUCUGCUGCUACCAAGGAAACGCUGAGACAGAUGGAGCUGCUGACCAAGGAACAGAGGCAGCUUGUGACAACUAUGACCUAAGAAGAGGUUGUACAAGGAUCUUCGACCCUGUCUGUGGCACAGACAACCAACUAUAUGGCAAUGAGUGUCUGUUGUGUUUUCAUAAUCUGCAAAGAAACACUAAUGUGCGCAUAAAGAACAGAGGAAUGUGCCAAAAUCCCUCUCUUUACUCCGACGCUGAUAAAAAAUAA